Penicillium angulare is the source of this 582-nucleotide messenger RNA. Its product is annotated as ankyrin repeat domain-containing protein. Gene Ontology annotation, biological process: RNA processing. The record is from RefSeq and is a predicted model, not a curated record. Gene Ontology annotation, molecular function: protein binding; RNA binding; RNA nuclease activity. NCBI's taxonomy places the organism in Eukaryota, Fungi, Ascomycota, Eurotiomycetes, Eurotiales, Aspergillaceae. Bases 1 to 582 code for a protein of 193 amino acids. The transcript is spliced from 2 exons.
AUGUCGCACCACCUCCAUACCAUCGGCUCUUCGCCGUCAUACGAAGAGCGUCCCGCUGCUCAUUGCUGCAGAUUGUCUAUUCAGAAUGCACUGUUCUUUGCAAUUGCUCGGGGAGAUGUGCAAGCCGUGAUUCAACUCCUUCAGCACGGCAUCAAUGUCAACAGCAGCGGACCGAAGGGCCAGCCCACGCUCUUCACGGCUCUAGAGUAUCAACAGCACGAGAUCUUGGAGAUCCUCUUGGGUGACCCGCGAAUCGAUGUUCACAUCACAGAUGGCCAAGGUCACACUGCGCUCCAUCUGGCGGUGAUAUACGACGAUCAUCUUGCAGUUCAGAUCCUCUUGCAAAGCAGAUCUCUCGAUGUCGAUCGGUCCAACUUUGCAGGGGACAGCGCACUGCUUCUCGCUGCCAAGACGUACGGUGGCUUCGAGCCCAGACGCGACGCGAUCCUUGAGCUGUUGGUUUCUCACCCACAAUCGAUGGUGAGCCAGCGCGACACCAAAGGCUGCUCCCUCCUGCAGUAUGCAACGUUCACGUCGAACCGGAUGCUGAUCGCGCAAUUAGCGCGAAGCUGUCUUGAUUGA